Cottoperca gobio is the source of this 1650-nucleotide messenger RNA. It is a transcript of the gene dscc1, whose product is annotated as DNA replication and sister chromatid cohesion 1. The record is from RefSeq and is a predicted model, not a curated record. Bases 181 to 1353 code for a protein of 390 amino acids. NCBI's taxonomy places the organism in Eukaryota, Metazoa, Chordata, Actinopteri, Perciformes, Bovichtidae. Gene Ontology annotation, cellular component: chromosome, centromeric region; chromatin; Ctf18 RFC-like complex. Gene Ontology annotation, biological process: mitotic sister chromatid cohesion; maintenance of mitotic sister chromatid cohesion. The transcript has 9 exons.
CACACCUUAACGUAGUUCGCGCACUUCCUUCCCACAACAGAAAGAGAGCGGGGAAAUUUGACAGACAUCGAUUAUUGCUUCAAAGUUACAUGUACUUGUUUUGUACAUUACAAAAAAAGGUAGCGUAUGCCAAUUUGUUUCAUUAAAACAUUAUCGAUCUAACUUACCGUCUCAUCCAAAAUGAGAACUUUAGAGGAGGUUCAGGCAACUCUGCAGAUCGCCAAGCUGAAUGAUGAAGAUCUACAGAAAACAAUUCACUGUCUGUCUUUUGGGGAAAACGUUUCAUCGGCAGACUACUGCCUCAUGGAGCUGGACGACACACUGUGCAAACACAUAGAAGCUGGGCAAAGUCUAGUGAUUCGAGGGGAUGCAGAUGAGCGUGCAGUGCUCUGUAGCGGUGACAAGACCUACGAUCUAAAAAUAGCCGAUACAUCCAACAUGCUGCUGUUUGUACCUGAAUGCAGAACACCAGACCAACUCACCAACAGCCAGGAAAGCUCUCACGUGGUGCACACUAAGAUCUGGGGAUUUAGUAACAGCUACUGGGAACUGAGGAAACAGCGCCCUAAACUGAAGAAACUGAGGAAGGUUUUAAUGGAGAAUCCUUAUGAAGGACCUGCUUUAGGGGGGCAGGAGGAGAAUACCGAAAACAGGUACACAAUACAAGAUCUGUUGGAGACAAUCCAGGCCAGUGAAGAGGAGCUGAAGACCAAUUUAGAAACCAUCCAUGCCUGUCAGAUAGACGGCUACUGGCGCAUGCUGGACUUUGACUACGAGAUGAAGCUGCUCAGUCAUGUGACUCAGCUGGUCGAUUCAGAGUCCUGGUCUUUCAACAAGGUUCCCCUUCAAACCAGUCUGGAAGAGUUAGCUCCACUGGAGCCCAAAGAGAUGAUCGAGCACUGUUUAAACUGCUAUGGGAAACGCUAUUCUGAAAACGACAAAGUUUUUUAUGCACUGCAUGAGGAUAAAGUAUGUCGGGGCACGGCCCUACUGCUGCUGCAGAACGCAGUCAAGUUCAACCUGAGGGAGUUUCAGGAAGUCUGGCAGCAGAGCGUCCCAGAGGGCAUGAGCACAAGACUGGACCAGCUAAAGAGCGUCGCCCUGGUGGACCGUAAUUCCCGUCCAGAGACCAUCAGUCUGCUGCGGGUGGAGGAUCUCUCAGAAGACACGCUGGAGCGCUUUAACCACCUCUUCACACUCCGAGACAAGUGGACAGAAGACGACAUCACGCCAUACAUACAGGACCUGUGUGGAGAGAAACAGACCACCGGAGCUCUACUGACCAAAUAUGCUAGAUCCUCAAUGCAAAAUGGGAUCAAGGUCUUCAACUCCAGAAGGCCUGUUGCGACAUGAACUGUCAAAUUCUUGAUUUACAUUUCAAAAUGAAUGCGGCUAUGUGUAUUCCCAGAGUGACUUUUGUAAUUGUGCAAAUGAUUUGACUCAUAAUUGUCCUUAAAAUGCCUUGUUAGCAUUGUCAACUAUCUUGCAGCAGUUUAACAAGCUAGCCUGGAAAGUGAUGAUAAAUAAAACAUAACUACAUAAAAUGAAGAUGUUUAAAAAGUCACUAAAACCAAAAAUGUUUGUUAUUUCAGUUUUUGUUUUGUGUAUAUAUAAAAAAGAAAAUGCUACAUGUUCGUAAUAAAAGAAGUU